Arabidopsis lyrata subsp. lyrata is the source of this 685-nucleotide messenger RNA. RefSeq names its product probable WRKY transcription factor 43. Gene Ontology annotation, biological process: regulation of DNA-templated transcription. The transcript is spliced from 2 exons. The record is from RefSeq and is a predicted model, not a curated record. Bases 225 to 566 code for a protein of 113 amino acids. Lineage: Eukaryota; Viridiplantae; Streptophyta; Magnoliopsida; Brassicales; Brassicaceae. Gene Ontology annotation, molecular function: sequence-specific DNA binding; DNA-binding transcription factor activity.
AACGGAGCUUUUUUAGUCAACAGACCAAACCAUGUCUCUGGUUUUUUAGUCUCACACGUGUGUGAUGACGUGAAGGAAUUUUUUUUGUUGUUGGUCUGAAGUAGUUGAAUGUGGCUUCUCAACCUUUUAUAUAUUUCUUCAAUACAAAUCAAAGGAAGAAUUCUAACACACAAAUCUUGAUAAAGGAAUCACAUUCGUUGUUGAUUCAUCAUAUCUCCUCUUCAAUGAAUGGCCUCCUCGAUUCUUCUCGUGAUAUCAGUCAUAAGAAGAUGAAAAAUCCGCGAUUUGCGUUUCGCACAAAGAGUGAUUCAGAUUUACUUGAUGAUGGUUAUCGAUGGAGAAAGUACGGUCAGAAGUCCGUCAAGAACAGCUUGUAUCCCAGGAGCUAUUAUAGAUGCACACAACACAUGUGUAACGUGAAGAAGCAAGUUCAGAGGCUGUCGAAGGAGACGAACAUGGUGGAGACAACUUAUGAAGGAAUCCAUAACCAUCCUUGUGAGGAGCACAUGCAAACCCUAACACCUCUUCUUCAUCAAAUGCAGUUCCUGUCUAAGUUGAUCACCUAAUCUAAUUAUGUGUAUAUAUAUCUUAACGAUCUAACGUUCCCUAGCUAGUUCAUAUAACGGAGCGAACUAAAGCCUUGUAAUCAUAUAUGUCAAUAUAUAUGUUCAUAGUUUCAAUCUCA